GAGAAUAGCCAACGCUGGCAAGUCUCACCCGGGGUGAGAGGUCGAUCAUAUUUUUUAUUCUCACCCAUUGUGAGAACAGCCACUUCCUUCUCUACAAAUGAACUGUACUGUGGCAUCUGUGGUGGAAUGUGAUGCAAAGGCUGCAUGAGGCUGAAGUCAUGGAUAUUGGAUCUGUAGUGGAAGAGGUCGCCCUUGAAGGACUUGAUGGUGUUACUCUGCGCACCUUAUGGGUACGUCUAGUGGACAGACCAGAUUUGGAAUUGGAGGCCAUUGACGAUGACCUGAAGCGGUUUGUGUGGCGGAAUUUGACGGAGACUAAGGAAGUGGACUUCUACGUUCUCCCAGAGGCCAGGCCUGAGCUGGUUCUGUUCAAGUACAGCUCCUAUAUCGACGAGUUGGCCUGCAGUUGUAUUCUCCCCGGAGAUUUACCGGAGGACACAUUCUCUUUGACGGUGAUAGACCAGGAUGGUAUCAUGGGGGCCUGUGAUCACUUCCACACCCGAGUCAAAGUCUCAGAUGAAGUGAGAACUGCGGACAUGCAGUCUGUUUUGUCAUUACCUGAGGCGGAGGACAGAUGGGGUGAUCGUUUGGUGAUUGUUGCCAGCCAAAGACAGAGGAACCUGGUUUUGCUCGAUUCCACCUUAAACUGCUACAACCUGACUGGAGAUAUAUACUUUUUGUUGGAAAAAAUCGGAAGGGGAAGGUAUGAUGGAGAACUGAGCCAGUGCAAGAGUAUUCGCGGGCUCCUCCGGAAAAAGAUGAAGACCUCCGUCGGGAGCUUGCACACCCGGAUUAAACGACUACAACAGCUCAGACUGAUCAUCAAGCAGGACUUCACCGUUGCGUUUGAAGGCUUCACCAAGCACCAGACCCGCCUCCUCCACCUCAAGCGAUUUUACCGCGCCACUCCGGCCAACCUGAAGAGCAAACUGUUUGAAGUGACCCAGUACCUGAUGUCCAGGCCCAACCACACGGCUGCUUACACCUCGGAGCUGGUGAAGGAUUUGCAAAUGUUAGCACCGCCCGUCAAGAAGCACAUCACCAUCAUGAAGAAGUUCAUCAAGUACCACAUGGUGCCGUAUCGGGAGUACUACCCUAAUGCCAAGGACAAGGAGUGGAAGUCGAAAAAUGGCAGCGAAAAACUCAUCAAGCUGGUGACCUUGAUCAAGCCGUUUAACAUGUUCGAGGACCUGAACGUGGACGAUUCUGAUGAGGAUGAGGGGGAGGAGGAGGAGGGGGGGAACAGUGAGCGAGAGGAGAGCGACACUGAGGGUGGAGAUGCUGCAGAGAGCAACACAAGAGAGGGAGGUGCUGCCAGGGAGAGUCAGAAACCUGCUGUGUCUGAGUAUGGUUACCCUCUGUAUCAUUUGUCAACUCUAAGUCAAAUUAAGAAGAUUAUAGAUGAGAGUGGACCAAAUGGACUGUCACUGACACAGCUCCGCAAUCGUACGGGCCUUCCAGGGCCUGCGAUGAAUAAAGCCAUUCCUUAUCUGAUGAAAGAAGAUGUUAUUGCCCGCAAGAAUCGUUCCUAUGGGAGGACCUCGAGUACUUUCUAUAUGUCUGUCAAGUAUGCUGACAAAGGAGGUCAGAGCAACCCUCAGGGGCUGGGCCCUGCAGACUCCGUGGAGAAAGAUGAAGUGGAAGCUGAAAUAGAACAACGCAUCUUGAGCAGAGUGCAGGUGGAAGAUGAGGAACUGAAAAACGUGACUCUCGAACAGCUGGACCAGAAGAUUACCGAGAUGAACAUCACCUGGAAAGUGGACCGGGCCACUCCUCCCUCUGCUCCUGGUCUGACGAAACACAAAGCUACGAUCGACACUGCCCGGAAAAAAGCUCGCAAAACUUUCGUCCUCCGAUGCCUGAGUCUGAGGAAGGUUUAUCCCAAGAUGCGCUUUCUGAUGGACGAUCUUUUUGGCUUUGAGAAGCAGAAAGGCCAGAAAGAGACGAUGUGUCGCAAGUCCUUCAUGAAGAUGAUGUCAGAGCUGUACAAGGAGGGCCACCUUUACUACGUGAAGGCUUACUGUAAUGUGGCCCCUCAGUCCACUCUCCAGCAUACUAUAGUUGACGCGAGUGUGGAUGAAAAUGACCCUCGGUUGAGGAGAGCUCUCCUGUACAUCAAAACAGAUUUCCUACGUCACAGAUUCAAGGCUGCACCUCAGCGAAAUGUCCAGACUAAAAAAGCAACACAUGCCAAGGGCAUCGAGUUUGGCUUGCUGCCCAAAUUUGAACGUUUACGGACACUGCACAUGUACAUGUUCUAUCUGCUCUACGGAUAUGAUGAUUCUUCUGUCGAGAAAGAGCCGCAGGGGGCGACAAAGAGUGGUAGUCCACGUGUGUACAUGGAUGUGGAGGGCUGGCAGCGUUACCUGCCUCCCCUUAAACGACACAACAGUACGUUUGUCCCCAAAAAGGACGGUGUGUGUAUGGUGGGGGAUCUGCUGCUACACAUGCCCCUGUGCCUCUACUGCAGCGUGGUUAACGUCGGCUGGAAGGUGGAUGGUCUGAAAGAAGCCCUCGCCGAUCCGGAGACGAGGUUGUACCCCCUGGAUGCCCUUCCGUGCGAGCUUCUCUCCCCUUUGCUGUACAGGCGGAAGUACAUCGCGCGGAUCGUGGACUCGAUCCAGACGCUCUGUCAGAUGGGUGUGGUCACCUUUAGCCCCAAGGGAAUCAAGAGAGAUUACGAAUAUACCUACACAAGAAGGCCAUGCUGCUCAACACGGAGAUGAGCGAGCCGGGGAACCUGAUGACGCGAUGUCCCGCGGGGAAGACGUUUGAGAAGAUCCACUACACGUUCCGGACCAUGGAGGACGUGGACAAGUACUGGCAGGACCUCCGCCUCUACGGGAACAACACGCCGCUAGGACAUUACAGCGCACGAGAUGAGCUGGGGGAUCAUGGAGAGAUCACCCUCCUGGACGUCUGCAAACCCAAAAUGCUGGACGAGAUCCGAGAGGAGAACUGGUUGCCGGGCGAUCGUCGCGGUGCGGGCGGACUCGACUCUUCGCUCUUCUUACACCGACAAAGCAACUGGAUGUUCAUGAAGAACAACAUCAGUACCCAGCUGAAGAGGGCAAAAGAAAAAGCCAAGAGAGCUCUUCAGUCCAGUGUGGGCAGGAUGCAGGGCUCGAAAUCACGUGACACUCGAUCUCCGAGCAACGAGCCCCGCGUGGUGAAAGGGACGCCGAGACUUUUUUCUCAGCCUGUAAAAGUUGGUGACCAGGCGGACAAAAAAGGGAAGCAGAAAGGGAAAAAACCGGACUCCACUCAGCGGAUUGGCUCUCUGCACAAAAUUGUGAAGGCGGCCAAACGUAAACUACGUCCUUCCCGUAUACCUCGAGCGAGGCGGAGAACUGCUUAUCUGGAUGCCAAAGACAAAGAGUCCAAGCUGAGCAUGUAUCGGAUCAGGUCAAGGUUCUCUCCAGUUGAGAACGGAAUGUUGCUGCUGUGUCAAGUGGCCAGCUGGGUGCUGUGUCCUAACUCUCCUCUCAUGUGUGUCAACUUUGACACCGUCAGAGACAUCCUCCACACCAUACUGCCGGAGGAGGCCAAGGAUAAGACAAGACAUUCCCUCAAAGGCAAGUACAACCGACUGUCCCGAGAGCACAAGUUCAAGGCCACAGCUGUGCACUUUUUGACCAUGGCCAAAUCUGAUGAGGAACUGAUGGCCAAGUAUGACAAUAGCACUUUGGCGCGAACAGACCCAGAGUUUAUCGAGCUCUACUCCAAUCUAGUGGUGGACCUACUGCACAAGUUCAGGUCUCAGAAGAACAUCAAACACUUUGAGCUGCCUGAGUCCGUGGACAAGCUGUCAGAGCUGUACACUGUGUGCCGUUCUUACGACCUGCUGGAAGAACCCAUACAGCUGACCACAGACGUGGACACACUGGAAGACGUACAUGUGUUUGUGGUCUGGGAGCUGAUACAGAGUAUGUUGCACCUGGAAGGAAUGCUGCCCGUACGCUUGGCCUACAACAUGCUCAGCCACUUCGAUGACCACGUGGUCAGUCGGGCUCUGGAUCUGCUACAGCAGGCUCGCAUCAUCACGCAGUUGAAGCGAGAUCAACAAGGCCACAGGAGGUACUUGAGAAGUACCCUCCCCCACAGCAAGAAAGCUACCAGAAG
This is a messenger RNA of Aplysia californica (California sea hare), 4122 nucleotides long. Its product is annotated as general transcription factor 3C polypeptide 1. Gene Ontology annotation, biological process: transcription initiation at RNA polymerase III promoter; 5S class rRNA transcription by RNA polymerase III. Gene Ontology annotation, cellular component: transcription factor TFIIIC complex. The record is from RefSeq and is a predicted model, not a curated record. Lineage: Eukaryota; Metazoa; Mollusca; Gastropoda; Aplysiida; Aplysiidae. Gene Ontology annotation, molecular function: DNA binding.